This is a messenger RNA of Acanthopagrus latus (yellowfin seabream), 5105 nucleotides long. It is a transcript of the gene tbc1d13, whose product is annotated as TBC1 domain family, member 13. The record is from RefSeq and is a predicted model, not a curated record. Gene Ontology annotation, molecular function: GTPase activator activity. Lineage: Eukaryota; Metazoa; Chordata; Actinopteri; Spariformes; Sparidae. The transcript has 12 exons. The coding region runs from base 292 to 1494 and encodes 400 amino acids. Gene Ontology annotation, biological process: intracellular protein transport; activation of GTPase activity.
GCAUCUACAAGUUGAAUAUUCACUGUCCCUUUAUGUUCCCGUGUAUGUUGAGGAAAACCCCCGAGACCACAUAGACGUGAAACGCGAUGACGGGCUGGCGCACGGGAACACAUGCGGGACUCAGUGUUUUGGGAACUGUCCUCUGACACUCGACUGUGGAGCCAAGCAGCGGCGCGUGUGCCCACAGUGUGGAGGUGAAGGCGGAAGUGACAAGAAGUCUUCCCUCUGGACACCAAUUCUUUCGGGGUUUUUUGCAAACAGUUAGAGGAAUACACCGCCGCCUGCCCAGACAUGUCUACUGCGUACAGAAACAGGAUACAGGAAUUCAAAGUAUCCUUAAGUGAGGAAAACAUCAACUUGAAGACACUGAGGGAGCUGUGCUUCAAUGGAAUCCCCUUUGAAGGAGGCAUACGAGCACUCUGCUGGAAAAUCCUUCUCAAUUACCUACCUCUUGAUCAGACAUUAUGGGAGUCUUUCCUCAAAAAGCAGAGGGAGGUAUACUCGCAGUUCUUAAAAGAAAUGAUCAUCCAGCCUGGUAUUGCUAAAGCCAACUUGGGCCUUUCCAGAGAAGAUGUGACGAUGGAGGACCACCCUCUAAAUCCAAACCCAGACAGCAGGUGGAAUACCUACUUCAAAGAUAAUGAAAUUCUACUACAAAUUGACAAGGAUGUAAGGCGGCUUUACCCAGACAUGGCGUUCUUCCAGCGACCCACAGAAUAUCCAUGCCAACUUAUCUUGGACCCUCAAAAUGAUUAUGAGACGCUGCGUCGACGCGUUGAACAAACUACCCUGAAAGCACAAACUGUAAACCGCAACCGCAGUGGAGUCACCAAUGUCAGCUCACCUGGAAAGGCAUUGAACCUGUAUCCAUCUAACGAAUAUGAGGUGCUGCCCAGUGGGAGUGAAGCACACUGGGAGGUUGUGGAGCGGAUCCUCUUCAUCUAUGCCAAACUCAACCCCGGGAUUGCCUAUGUACAGGGCAUGAAUGAGAUUGUUGGACCAAUAUAUUACACCUUUGCCACAGAUCCCAACAGCCAGUGGAAAGAGCAUGCUGAAGCAGAUACAUUCUUCUGCUUCACCAACCUGAUGUCAGAGAACAGAGACAACUUCAUCAAGAGCCUAGAUGACUCUCAGUGCGGCAUCACCUACAAGAUGGAGAGCGUGUACUCCAUGCUCAAAGACAAAGACCUGGAGCUCUAUCUCAAGCUGGAAGAGCAGAACAUCAAACCACAGUAUUUUACAUUCCGCUGGCUCACCUUGUUGUUAUCUCAGGAGUUCCUCCUGCCAGACGUCAUCCGGAUCUGGGACACCCUGUUUUCUGACCAGGACAGAUUCCACUUCCUCAUCCUGGUCUGCUGCGCCAUGCUAAUACUCAUCCGAGAUAACUUACUGGCAGGAGACUUCACAGUGAAUAUGAGAUUAUUGCAGGAUUACCCCAUCUCAGAUGUCCACACCAUCCUGACCAGGGCCAAAGAGCUGCAGGAUAACUCCUAACAUGUUCCCUCUUGUCCCCCUGCCCUCUCUGCACGGAUGUGGUAGGUGGGAGUUUAAACAUAAAAAACAUUGUCAUGUUAAACAUGUAUCAUGGAAGGACUUCGUCGAUGAAGAGCCUGGACGGAUGUGUUGGGAAAGGCCUGCACUCUGCUUUUUAACUUUAUGUCUGAUAUUUGGUCAGUGAGGACUGCCGUGGUGAAACCUUUGAGGACAAGCUGAAAUGUUUUCUUCUUCCUGGACGUGAGGAGGAGAUGUCAUCUGUUUCUUGAUGCAUUGUGGGAAAAGGCUCCUCUCACAGCCAUCUCUCCCAUGGAGACUCAGAUAAUGUUUGCACUGAACAUCUGAGGGAGCGGAGCCACCUUAGUCUGACACUACGUAUUCAAAAUGUUUUACAAUAGAGCCAAAAAUUUAACAGAAAUCCCACUGCGACCACGUGUGUAGUCAGACUGAGCAAAUGUUUAACUGGGUUGAGCAAUAGUGCAUGUUUAUUCUUUGGGCUUUUUUAUUUAACUUUUAGAAGUUGAACAUUUUAAUGUAAGAAACAUGUAUGCCUUACCGGUUUAAUGAUGUGAAACAGGAGACAGUAUUCCUGGUGAUAUUUUCUGCCUGGGUAAAAUCAAUAUGAAGUGAUGGGCCAUGCCUAAUGAAUAUUGUAUCAAUGGUCCCAGUCAAAAUGUAGAUGAAAAUCUUUGAGACAACAAAAUACUGAAAGAAGAGCAAGAACCAUCAGAGUGAGUUGUGUUGCUUUUCACACUGAACAGACACACUGAACAAGUUUUUUUUUCUCUUCUUUUUUUUCAUCCUGUGUUUACACGUGUCUCUUUAGUAGUUUCCAGGGCUGCAGCAAAUGAUCAUUUACAUUAUCAAGUUAUCUCUAUAAAACAUCUGAAAACAGUGACAUUUGUCAGUGCAAGUUUCUCAAAGUCUAAGGUAAUGUCUUUUAAUGUCUUCUUUUGUAAGUCCAAAACCCAAAAAUGCUCACUUUAAUAUAAAUAAGGAAGAUAUAUCUCCAUAACUAAGAGGCUGAAAACGCCAUUUUUACAUGAAAAAUCACUUUACAAAAUGUUUAUCUGAUUAACAAAGUCAUUGGCAAUUCUGUCGAUCUACUAUCAAUUGGUCUGUCAGCUGAUCAUUGCAGUUCUCUCAGUCACUCAUUGUGAUUGGCAUAGCGGCAUCAUUCAUAGUCAUUCUUGGAAGGCUGGUGGUCUCUGCUGUUACCAGCCUAAAGUAAUUAUCCUGAGUGCUGUUUGAAAUACACUGAUUAUUAAUACAAAAUGAUCAGCUAACAGUACGUUAACAAAUGGUACAGAUACCACAGUGUCAGCGAAGCUAAAAUUUAUGCCUAAAUAAAAUGUUAUUUAAUUGACAAACUUUGAUCUCAGUUGAACUGAUGUGAUGGGGUUUAAGUAAGAAAGACUGUCUGAUUAGAAAGGUUUAAAUAUUCAGUGUUAGGACACAUUUGGUCCCUAACAAAAACAUGUUUUAAUUGAUAGCUAGCCCACAGUUAGUUUCCACGCUGUCAUGGGCCAAAAUGGAAACUAUGCCACAUCACUCUGUAUGAGGACUAAAAAUUAUUGGUGAGGGAAAGAUUGUCUGUUUGUUCCUGGACUCAGUUUCUGUUGUGGUCAGCUCUCAUCUUACUUAUUUUCCAUUUCUUACAAGGAAGUAAGCAGAAACACCAAGUUUUAAAAAGUCUCUUAACUUGAUGAUUAGCAUAAAAAACCUAUUCCUGCUCUUUACUCUGUUCUCUUAUAUCCAUUAGCUUAAACACCAAAAGUUUACAAGCUGAGUGACAAGCAAGCUGAAGUAGUUUGAGUUUGAGACCCCUGGUGUAGAUUAACCUGAUAAUGUCCAGUGUGAACAUCACCACAGCUUUAAAGAAAAGGGUGAUUCCCAUCUUUUACUAUUUAAUCUUGUGUUGUGCUCAUACUGUAUGAUCUGUGGCAGACGUGUUAUGGCUUGAUUAAAUCAAGAUUAGUAUUUAAAUGUAAAUUUGUAACUGCAAACCUAAAUCUGCCACUGCCAAAAUAUCCAGUCACAAGCUUGUAACAUAUUAAUCAAUGGGGAAACAGAAAAAGAAGGAACACGUAAAAGCCUAAAUUGUGUUGAUAAUGCUCAUUGAAUUGUUUAAUGCAUACCCCGAUGAAGGCACCAUUGGUAUUGUGAUGCAUCCCCAGGUUAAUAUGAAACACAGAACUAUUGGCUGAAAAGGUCAUUGGAAAACACUCAGUGUCAUCUCAUCUUGUACAGCCUUUUUCAAGUAUGGCCCUAAUACAUGCCCAAAAUGGUAACAUAUACCACUUCCAGGUCUAGGAGUCUGAAGCUGUCUGUAAUGUAUGUUUUCUAUAAUUCUAUCAACACUCCUUAUCAAUUGGAUGGGGCAUUAAAUACUUCUGAUUAUCCCUGUCUGAUUUUUCUACUACGGAAGAUUGGAGCUAUUCUUACUUGAUCAUCCGAGUUAAAAUACACUAUUGAAAUAUAGUCUUUUUAACAUUGUUUUGAGAAUGUGUGUGUGUGUGUGUGUGUAUGCCCUGUUUAUUUUAACAAACAGUAAGUAACGAUACAGUGCUCUUUAAAAUGUGCGAAGCUGCUCAGAGAACACAUUCAUUUGUGGUGUCUUUGUGUCAGAAGCUCUCUUAUCAGAAAUGAAGGGGAUGUUCUUUUAAAUAGUGUCAAGCUAAAAUAUUUUGUCAUCAUCUCAUAACAAAUCAGCAAUGGCAUAAUUUUCUAUUGCCAAAACUAGCCUUCUUUUGCUCUCCUGUCAAAUACUGGAUGGUAUUUGAGCCAUUUUCUGUGAUUUGUGAAAAUUAAUCAUUGUUCCUACUUAAGAUGCAAAUCCUAAACAACUUACCGCAAAUUUAUAGUAUAGUUUGAUUCAGAGCUGCAAGACAUGACAAAAAUACAUUUGACAGAUAUUGCAGGUGCGAUAUGACUCUGUUAGUGGGAAUGAUAAUAUUUGCAUAACAAUUUUCAUUUUUACUGAUUUAAAAAAAUAUUAAAAUCAUGAUGGUGUGACAUUUCAUCUGGAGAACAAGAUUUAUAGGCCAGAUCAUCUCUGCAGCUACAGCACUUUUACACAAUGCUAUUAUGUCACAUAGUUGACCUUUAUCAAAAUGACCACACCGCAAUUACUUGACAUCACUUUUGAAAAAGCAGUUCUAAACAAUAAUAUUUUAAUGUACUUCAGAUAUACGUAUAUAUGUCAAACCCAUCAUAAUCAUGAUCAUGUCCAGAAUUAUUCAUUUAGUUUGUAAGAGCAAGAAAACAACAUGCAUUCUCAGACCAAAACAAAAAGACAUUUUGCAUUUGAAGGUAUUUUAUUUUGUCAUCAUGUGCAAAUCAUGAACAUUUGGGUGAACAUUUUUAGAGGAACUGUUACUAAUUGAUGGCAUUCACAUGCUCCUUUUUUAAAUGUGUAUUUAUUUCUAUUCUGAUUGUGUGUGUGUGUGUGUGUGGAGGCAGGGGGAUGAUGUACACUAUACAAUAUCAGUUAUUUGCAUGUUUCCAAUUUUGUAAGCACAUUUUUGUAACGUCUCCAGUGUUAAGACUUGUAUAUAUGUUUUUACAUGUUUGCAGAUGUGCAUUAAAAAUGAAUGAUGGUAUAAAUCCAA